Molecule: messenger RNA, 1636 nt
Organism: Oncorhynchus masou masou (cherry salmon)
Lineage: Eukaryota; Metazoa; Chordata; Actinopteri; Salmoniformes; Salmonidae
Product: runt-related transcription factor 2-like
Exons: 6
Coding region: 258-1619 (453 amino acids)
Biological process (GO): chondrocyte differentiation; regulation of cell differentiation; neuron differentiation
Cellular component (GO): nucleus
Molecular function (GO): DNA-binding transcription factor activity, RNA polymerase II-specific; RNA polymerase II cis-regulatory region sequence-specific DNA binding; ATP binding
Source: RefSeq, a predicted model, not a curated record
UUUUGAGGUUCGGAGGCGCCCUCCUAUCCAACCGAAGUCUGUAGUGGAGAGAAGUUUAGCAACUCAGCGCGCUGAGAGAAGCGAGUCCCAUUUUCCGUUGGCAGGAGAGCUGAAGCUCACUAGCCGUGCCGAACAGAGCGGAGCAAACAGACAGAGUCACUCCGGUGGAGGGGACAGGAGAGCAGAGGAGAACUGGCUUGGUGGUCUUGACUCUUUCCCGUGCUCGCUGGCUGUCUGCUAACCCAUAGUCUGUUGUGAUGCGCAUUCCCGUAGAUCCCAGUGCCACGCGGAGGUUUAGCCCGCCGUCCAGUAGCCUCCAGCCGCUCCCGGCCAAGAUGAACGAGCUCAACACGCCGUCCGGGCCCGGUCAGCAGGACAGCACGGUACCAAGGCUGCGCCUGCAGGAGAACCGCAGCAUGGCAGAGAUCAUAGCGGACCACCCGGCCGAGCUGGUCCGGACUGACAGCCCCAACUUCCUCUGCUCUGUCCUGCCCUCUCACUGGCGCUGCAACAAGACGCUGCCCGUCGCCUUCAAAGUUGUGGCAUUGGGAGAGGUGACUGAUGGGACGGUCGUCACGGUGAUGGCAGGAAACGAUGAGAACUACUCGGCGGAGCUGCGGAACGCAUCUGGGGUGCUGAAGAACCAGGUGGCUCGCUUCAACGAUCUGCGCUUCGUGGGCCGCAGUGGACGGGGAAAGAGCUUCACACUGACCAUCACAGUGUUCACCAACCCUCCUCAAGUAGCAACGUACCAUCGAGCCAUUAAAGUCACUGUGGACGGACCCCGUGAACCAAGGAGACAUCGUCAGAAGCUAGAGGAGUCUCCUAAAACAGGGCUAUUCUCAGACCGUCUCAGUGAGCUGGAGAGAAUCAGACAGACAACCAUGAGGGUUGCCAUGCCGACACAACCCCAACGACAGCCACUCAACGCCGGACCCAACUCCUUCAACCACCAGGGACAGACACAGAUACCAGACCCUCGCCAGUCUCAGUCAUCUCCUUCCUGGUCCUAUGAGCAGCCCUACCCGUCCUACCUGAGUCCUAUGACCUCCCCAUCUGUCCACUCCACCACGCCCCUCUCCUCCAGCCGAGCCACCGGCCUGCCCAACAUCACUGACCUGCCCCGCCGCCUGCCAGGUUCGUCAGAUCUCAGUCCGUUCCCAGGUCAGUUUGAGCGUCAGUUCCCGGGUCUCUCCUCUCUGACGGAGUCCGGUUUCUCCAGUCCCAGAAUGCACUACCCCACCACCUUUACCUACACCCCUCCUGUCACCUCCGCCAUGUCGUUAGGCUCCGCCCACUACCACCCUUACCUGCCACCUCCCUACCCCGGGUCCACCCAGAGUCAGAGUGGACCGUUUCCGACCAGCAGCGCUCCCUAUCUCUACUAUGGACCAUCCUCUGGGUCGUACCAGUUCUCCAUGGUUCCCGGGGGGGACCGCUCCCCCUCCAGAAUGGUUCCUCCCUGCACCAGCGCCUCCACCGGUAGCUCCCUGGUUAACCCUAACCUGCCCAGCCAGGCAGAUGGAGGGGUGGAGGGGGACGGGAGUCACAGCAACUCCCCAACCGUACUCAACUCUGCUGGGGGACGCAUGGAUGAAGCUGUCUGGAGACCUUACUGAGGAGAAAAGGGGGAAGG